Trypanosoma cruzi is the source of this 2175-nucleotide messenger RNA. RefSeq lists its product as uncharacterized. The record is from RefSeq and is a predicted model, not a curated record. The transcript has a single exon. NCBI's taxonomy places the organism in Eukaryota, Euglenozoa, Kinetoplastea, Trypanosomatida, Trypanosomatidae. Bases 1 to 2175 code for a protein of 724 amino acids.
AUGCGUGUCUUUUGUACUUCUUUUUCUGUUUUUUUUCUUUCUUUCCUUUGUAUCUCGUCUCAUUUCAGCGUCCCGUUAGGAACAGCGAAGGAUCGGAUGAGGCGGGUGGUGAGGCGGGCGGCUCCGUUGCUGUGCCGCUCCCACCAGUUCCUUGCGAGGAGAAAUGCGGCUCAUGAGGGCAAGGCGUUGAGUCACGCCCCUCCGGCUGUUGACACCGCCGAGUUGGAUUCACCGUUUCUCUCGUCCCUGUUGGAGCCUCCAGUGACGGUGGCACUCCACGAUGCCACCCGCACAUAUUCAACGAUGGAUGUAGUGGAGCCGCCUGUGCGGUAUGACCCGCGCUGUCCGAAUGUCUACUCCGAGCAUAAGGGCAUGGAGAAUGGAAGAGAGAGCGAGGGACUCGUCAUGCGUGCGCACCGUGCAGGAAAACUAUGGUCUGCGUUUGCUGCUGCCAAAGGGAACGACCCGCCAGAGUGGUUUUAUAAGCUCUGUGAGGACUUGUAUUACCGGCGUCACAGCGAGGAUGAGAUGGAUGCAACGGCUUUAUCCAGCGAUGUAGAUUUUCAAGACCACAACACUCUUAUGGACGCAUGGAGAGUAGAAGAUAAGACAAGUGAGAGCAAUAAAAACAACAACGAUGACAGGAAAAAUAAUAAUAACAAAAAAGAUGAUGACAAGGACGAGGAAGAAGGUGUAGACCCGUACCUCUGGCUGCCAUUUGACUUACUGAAUGAGGGAGAAUAUCAUGUUGGCCCUUAUGUUUUUCCCAGCACUGCCACGUAUACGCAUGAACAACGGACUCUGCUUUGUCUGGGCGAUACACGCAGGGAAUAUGUACACUUCUGCAAUACAUACGCCUUCCCUGAGCGUGUACAGAUACCAACAUCAGUAGGGACGCAGCCUGCCAAGCUUUACGUGGAUCCAUUGCAAGAGACGCCGGUAGUUUACAUCCAAUUGAGUGAUGAUUUCCCACCUGCCAUGUGGCUUCCCGUGAAGGGGACUGCUGCUGCUGUUCGACGUGUGUUGGCGGAAUUUGCGUCUAUAUCCGCACUUCAUCGAGACUGGCACCACGAGGGGUUUGAGGAGCGCUUUAGAACGGCGCAGCGUAUGUUGGAACUUCAGCGUAUGCCUUCAAGUGAGGGUGAUAUUCUUCGUUACAUGUCGUACGACGCACGUAAUGAGCAGUUCGUAUUUGCUCCCAUAAGAGAGUUUCCCAAUCAGCAGGAGUUUUUUCUCGGUGAACACGACGACCCUGAACGUCUGUUGGAACACGUUGAUCUCUGCCCCUUUUUGUUUUCGAUCCCACACUUACGAACCGUAGUGGACCCUCACGCAGAGCACAUGACCCCGACGAUUGACGGCCCUGGUGUGGCGACGUCACUCUAUCGUUGUGUCUUUUCCAAAACGCUCUUGUUUGUGCAGGUGCAGCUUUCUGCCGAGGUGAAGCUUCCUCCGCAAGAUCCCGAGGCCUUUCGUUUCAUGUGGAAAGACUCUCAGGUGGUUCCCAAGAUGCACAUUCCUGUUUUUGUUCGUGUGGUGUGGCCCGAUAACGAGCGCAUGUGCGGCGGGGGUCAGUUGGUGCGCCGUUUUAACCGUUUUUUUAAAACGGAGUUUGCUUCGGACAUACCAGUCGAUGCGGUGAUGGCGCUUCUGUAUAUUAUGCAGUGGGCAAAGCAGCUACCGAACUUUCUGGGUGUGCGUGGCAUGCGUGAGCGUCUGGCCGAAUUGGAGGCGGCGGCGCAGAUGCCCGAACCCGCCAAGUUAUACCCGGACACGCGAGAGAUUCCCAAUCCAGAGUACACCGUCAUGGAGCGUAUUGGAAUGCAUGUGCAGUACCUGGCGCAGCUUGGGGAUCCGGAGAUUGCAUUGACUAUUCAGCGACUUCUUCCAGAGGCUUCAGCACCAGUGCGCAUGGGAUGCGCAAAGGCCGCUCUUAUCGCGGGAGAGCGAGAGCUGUUUCGCCACAUUGUGAGCAGCGAGCCCCCUGGUCGUAUGCAAGUUUACAUGACGAAACUUGUGAGAAAACGCAAGUCACGAGAUUUGAUUGACUCUGAGCCACGCCUGCUCGAGGAGCAGUAUGAGUUUGCGGCCCCGCUGUGGACAAAGCGUGGCACACGCAUUGACAAAAACACACUUGAAGGGGCCGUAGACAUGCAGGGAAGAAUUGGUGGAUGA